GUUAUAAAAGGACAAGCACACACGAACGGAUGCCACGCCAGAAAUUGUCUCACCUCACACACACACAUUACGUUCUUCUUCAACUCUCGGCUCUCCGUUUCUCCGUCCUUCCUUUCAUCAGAAUCUGCAAACUUUUUUUUGCAAGUAUGAGCUUCAGUGGCGCUUCUGCUGGUUCAGUUCAAUUUUUAGGUGGAAAUGCUGCAAGAAAGGCAUACGAGUUUGGACGGACUUAUGUGGUUAGGCCCAAAGGCAAGCACCAGACAACUGUAGUUUGGCUGCAUGGCCUUGGUGAUAAUGGGGGAAGCUGGUUUCAAAUUUUGGAGACAAUUCCUUUGCCUAAUAUUAAAUGGAUAUGUCCAACUGCUCCUUCACGGCCCAUUAGUUUAUUUGGUGGCUUUCCUUCUACUGCUUGGUUUGAUGUACAAGAGCUAUCUGAAGAUGCUCCAGAUGAUCAGGAGGGACUGGAUGCUACAGUAGCGCAUGUGGUAAAUUUACUGUCUACUGAGCCCACUGACAUUAAACUUGCUGUUGGUGGCUUCAGUAUGGGUGCAGCAGCCGCCCUCCAUACUGCUAUGUGUCACGUGUCUGGAAAAUAUUCUAAUGGAAACGAGUUUCCAGUCAAUCUAAGUGCAGUUGUUGGGCUAAGUGGCUGGCUUCCUUGUGCUAAGAGCUUGAGCAACAAGCUAUCUGCUAACGAGGCUCCAAAUCGUGCUGCAUCUUUACCUAUAUUGCUUUGUCACGGCAAAGCUGACGAUGUUGUUCAAUACAAGUUCGGAGAGAAGUCUUCGAAAGCGUUGGCUUCUAGUGGCUUUGGUGACGUCACAUUCAAGUCAUAUGCUGGGCUUGGCCAUUACACACACCCUGAAGAGAUGCAAGAUAUUUGUAGUUGGCUCAAAACAAAAUUGAAUCUUGAUGGUUAAUGAGCACUUAGCAUGCCCAACGCAGCGGGCAUGGGAAACUGAUAAAAGAUCGGGGGAUUUCAUUUUACUCUUUUACAGUGAGAGAUCAUAGGUGUUAGCUUCAGAGUUUUACCCAUGUUUUCUCUGUUUUGAUUGUUUUACAUGUUAGUUUGUAUCUGGACCGACGGUGUUGGUGAACUAACCAAAUUUGCACUUUGAUUUGUUAGCUUAUAUGAUAAUUUAGUGAUGCAUUUUUUUGUGGGUGGAGAAAAA
This is a messenger RNA of Spinacia oleracea (spinach), 1172 nucleotides long. RefSeq lists its product as uncharacterized. The coding region runs from base 30 to 920 and encodes 296 amino acids. The record is from RefSeq and is a predicted model, not a curated record. Lineage: Eukaryota; Viridiplantae; Streptophyta; Magnoliopsida; Caryophyllales; Amaranthaceae. Gene Ontology annotation, molecular function: hydrolase activity. The transcript has 10 exons.